Messenger RNA from Symsagittifera roscoffensis, 1452 nucleotides. RefSeq names its product dynein axonemal assembly factor 3-like. The transcript has a single exon. The record is from RefSeq and is a predicted model, not a curated record. Gene Ontology annotation, biological process: motile cilium assembly; axonemal dynein complex assembly. Bases 29 to 1390 code for a protein of 453 amino acids. NCBI's taxonomy places the organism in Eukaryota, Metazoa, Xenacoelomorpha, Acoela, Convolutidae.
UAAAAUUCUUUUUUUUUUCAGGCCAGUAAUGGAUGGUUAUGGGAACAUCAGUUGGUGGGGGUUCUCACCUGCUUUGAACCUUAUAGACUAUCUUCCUAGUAGGGAAAUCAAUAAUGACAAAGGAGACACGCAUUCUGAAGUUAAUAUUCUGCUGGUCAAUAACCACGACCCCAGAAACAUCAUUAACACGCUAUGUAAUCUAUGUGAUCCCAAGAACCAGUCUCAAAGUCGGACCAAGAUAAACUUUUAUGUUCUGGAACCCUUUGUGGAGCAAGUUGGAAGGUAUAUGCUUUUAUUGAAUGUGAUCUUGGACGCAUCUUUUGGUCUUCAAGAAAAGAUUGAAACGUUUCUGGAACUGUACGGCAAUUCCUUACUGCGAAAUCCAACAGCCGAGUAUGUUAGUCAACAAUCGGCGAAAUUCAUAGAAGCGGUCACAGAUUUAGACCAAUGUAAGGAAUUAUUUCCUAUUUACGAUCUCUCGAUUCUGAAACACAAAGAACGCGAUUACCUUGAAGGUACGUUGAAGUUUUGGAGGUCGACUGAUAAUCACAACUUUCAGAUACACAAAAUGUGGGAUUACAGAAACCGUGAGUAUCUGGGACCACGUUAUGACGUGAAAGAGAAUACUUUUGACUGGGACCGAAUUAUGAGACUUGUCGAAAGGGGUGCGAAGGUCAUUCAUAAAGAGGAAUACGAGUCGUUCCGCAGCAAGGGAGUUGCGUUUGAGAGCCGCUCGGGCGAUUACAAUGUGCCGAACCGAACGACUUCCUCGCCUAUUGUAGUAACCGACGCGAGAGCUGACCGAGUUAUGAAACGAGGGUACUUCGGAGACAUCGUUACGGGACCGUUUAUUGGUUUCGGAAUCGAAACCGAAAAUGAAGAUUUGUACAAAAAAGCUAAUAAUAUGUACAUACAUAAUUCACUAGAUGUUGCAACGCAUAAUCUACAGGAGUUGCUAAAAAAGUUGAAAUGUCACAAAAAAAUAAUCGAAGAAGCAAAUCUUACAGAAGUUGACGAAGAAAAUGAAACUGAAUCGGACACUUUGCUCACGGAUGAUUUUUCAAACGUGUCUGUUAAAUUUAUAUACGGAAAAGACAUGAAAUAUUUCUUGACAAAAGAGAAAUUCAAAAACAGUUUCGACUUAGUACAUGUGGCAAGUGACGGUGCAAGUUUCUUGGACGAAAGUUUGACCAAUAUUUUGAAGCAAAAAAGUACAGUGCUGGUUGAAAGUCCGAAGUAUAUUAUAGACUUGAAACCGGAACAAGUUGCUUCAAUUUUGCAAACUCUGAAAAAGCGAGGAGAGGAUUUCGGCUUCAAUUAUUUUGGAUUUUCUGACUUCGAGCAAAAACCAUUUGAAGUGAAUGUUCUGCACUUUCUUAAAUCGAUUUAGUUCACUGUGCUGUGUAAUGAUCCUGUUUGUUGAACGUGUAAAAAUUAGCUGUAUUUUUAAAU